AUGUGUGCAUGGUGCUGGAGGUUCUGGGCCACCAGCUCCUCAAGUGGAUCAUUAAGUCCAACUACCAGGGGCUGCCGCUGCUGUGUGUCAAGAGCAUCCUGCGCCAAUGAGCUCGGCUCCCCAGGAGAUCCUGGGCUCAAGGCCUUCACGGGCCCGGCGGAAGCGGCAGCGCCGACGCCGGCAGCGGCAGGGGCAGCUUCUGGCGGAGCGACUGCGGGACCUGGCUCAGCUACAAAAGCUGGUUGUGGAGGGGCCGGGCCAGGCCACACCCGUUUUCCCAGACCCCGCCUCUGCAGCCUGGGGCGGCUCCUCUGACGAGGGGGGAACGGACAGUGUGCCCCCCCCCAGCCGAACUUCAUCGUCAGGCUGCUACACACUGGACCCAGGAGGCUCAGGAGGGGGGACACCUGGGGGCUCCACAGGUUGGGGCAUGCGUCCCCCAUCUGGAUCUGACUCGCUGCUGUCGCCGACCUCAGCCUCAGUCUCAGGGCUCUCAGGGGCCUCAGGGCAGCGUGAGCUGGGAGGCCUGCGUCUGCCUCCAGAGUGGGGGGAGCUGCCAGGGCUGGUGAACCCACUGGACCCCCGCAAUGCAGCUCGUUUGCGGGUCAAGAUCGCAGACCUGGGCAAUGCCUGCUGGGUGCACAAGCACUUCACGGAGGACAUCCAGACACGGCAGUACCGAGCCCUGGAGGUCCUGAUUGGCGCUGGCUACAGCACCCCCGCUGACAUCUGGAGCACUGCCUGUGUGGCCUUUGAGUUGGCAACAGGCGACUAUCUCUUUGAGCCGCACUCGGGCGAUGACUACAGCCGUGAUGAGGAUCACAUAGCCCAUGUGAUUGAGCUGCUGGGCGAGAUCCCGUGCCACUUUGCCCUCUCUGGGCGCUACAGCCGCGAGUUCUUCACCCGCCGUGCACUGCUGGGGCUGGUCUCCAUGGAAACCAAGGCCUUGCACUGUCAUGGUGUCACUGCUACUGAGGUCUCCAUGGAGAACGGCUACAACCACGCAGGGGAACUGCGGCACAUCCAGGGGCUGCGGCCGUGGGGGCUGCGUGAUGUCCUGCUGGAGAAGUAUGAGUGGCCACUGGAGCAGGCGGCUGCCUUUGCCUGCUUCCUCCUGCCCAUGCUGGCCCCUGAGCCUGCCCGGCGCCCUACUGCUGCCCAGUGCCUUGCCCACCCCUGGCUCCACCCCUAACAGCUGCCUAGGACCCUGAUGUCCAGGCAAGAUGGACCCAGGCAGCGGAGAGAAGAGAGCCCAGGCCAUUGGAGUAGAGUGUAGCUGUCCUAGGAACCCAGGCAUCUGGGUGAGGAGGGGCCCAGGGUGAGGAGGGGCCCAGGGCUUCUAAGCAUCCAGAAGCAGAGAAGAGGACCUAGGUAUCCACAACCCAACCACAGCUGCCCCGUACCUUUCCCCUCCCUGAGGCCUGGGUCCACUGAGACAGGGCUGGGCAAGAACCCAGGCUCCUAAAGACAAGGCAUCCAGGACCCAUCUAGUACCACCCAGUGCCUUGCCCCCCCAGGUCUUCUCCUAGUACCUGGGGAAUCCAGGCAUCAGGGAUCGAGUUGCAGCUCACUGUUUCUGUCCAGAGCUGGCUCCACCCCUAGGAACCCAGGUGCCUGGGGCUGUGCCCCACUCCUGCCUCAGGAACCUGGCAUCCAACUCAGGAAAGGACCAUCUUCCAACCCCAUCCUUCAUUCCUUUAGGACACAGGCAUCGAGACUGUCCUGGCCCUUAAACUCCUGGGUUCCCUGAGGUACAGUGAGACAAUCGCCCUCCUCCCCCCAGUCACCAUCUGCCUCAGAGACUCAGGCCAUUAGCUUCCAUUGGUACAGAAGGAACCCAGGCAUUUGGCCAUUUCUCCUCCCUGUCCCAAGCACCAGGGACCCAGGUAUCUGGGCUGUCCCCAGAGGGAGAGAAAGGCGGUAGUCUGUCACGCGUGUGUGUGUAAGCAUGUCUGCAUGUCACAGGAGUAAAAACCUUUGGCAGGA
This is a messenger RNA of Alligator sinensis (Chinese alligator), 1986 nucleotides long. It is a transcript of the gene SRPK3, whose product is annotated as SRSF protein kinase 3. Bases 107 to 1192 code for a protein of 361 amino acids. The transcript is spliced from 10 exons. Gene Ontology annotation, biological process: protein phosphorylation; spliceosomal complex assembly; regulation of mRNA processing. Lineage: Eukaryota; Metazoa; Chordata; Crocodylia; Alligatoridae. The record is from RefSeq and is a predicted model, not a curated record. Gene Ontology annotation, molecular function: protein kinase activity; ATP binding.